Messenger RNA from Jatropha curcas, 2900 nucleotides. Its product is annotated as WRKY transcription factor. The record is from RefSeq and is a predicted model, not a curated record. NCBI's taxonomy places the organism in Eukaryota, Viridiplantae, Streptophyta, Magnoliopsida, Malpighiales, Euphorbiaceae.
ACCCACAGUUUCGGCACGUGUGACCCCACUUUUCUUUAACACGUGCACUCUCUCCCCCUCCCUCUCUUUCCAUUCGUUAUUUCCACCCCACACUCUCUCCUCAUGUCUUCGCAUCUUUCUCUUUCUCUUACUCUCCGCCUCGUCUCCGCCUAUCUCGCCGCCGCCCAUAAGCCCUAAAAAUCCUGCUUUAGAUCUGCACAUCUCCAUGUCACUGAUUUUUUCGUCGAUUUCUUUGCAGUUCUGAGGAUGGUUCGCUGCUACAGUGUUGUUUGGAAGGAAUCCAUUUUACUCAGAUUUAUCCUCUUAAGUUGCAAUUGACCAGCCAGUUUGUGGUAAAUUUACAAGAAAAUGGAUCGGAGUGAUACUUCUGGAUUUGUUAGUGGGGGUGGGAUGGUCUCUUUUCGAGACAUCUAACCCUAGUUUUGUAGUUGAAUUCUUGACCCCAGAAGUCAGGUGUACUGUUCAUUGAUAUUGAUAUUAGGUUUGGAUAUAAUUUUGGAUUUUAGCAUUCUGUAUGGAGAACAAGUUCCAGAACUUGAAUUUUGCUGCUAAUUAUCCCUCAAACGUAUUCAACACUUUGGGAAGUUCAACGCAAGUUGGAGGACCUGUGGCUGAAUAUAGCACAGAUACUAUUUUACGUCUUGAUUCCCCUGGUUCUUCUGUCACUUACAUGUCUCCCUCAAAGGGAAUGAAACGGAAAUGGAAUUGGAUAGAUGGACCCAUGGGUCAGCAUGUUGGCUCUUCAUUGUCUCUUGGUCUAGGCCGCCCAUCAAGUUCCUCAGACAGCAAGGGGAGUUCAGCAACUGCUUGCACUACAGUGUCUUCAGCCAAAGAAACUGAUGAGGAGUCCUCAAUGGAUCUUGAUUUGGACUUCAGCCUCCAUCUCAGCAAUGAGAAGAUGUCUCCGAAGAAAUCUGCUGUUUCAAAGAUUAAAGGACUGGAUUUGCAGCCCAAGUUUGAUCUAGAGUUGAGUCUUUCUACUGGGCCUUCUGAAUCUGACAUUACUAGUGUCUAUCCAUGUCCGACGUCCAUUCCACUUGAAUUUGGCAUGGAGAUGCCACUUGCUUUUGGUGGGGCUUCAAAUGUGGAUGAGGGGUCAACAUCAUGUAGUUGGAAAACAGGAAUUACAUUGCUGACUUCACAGAAUAAUGAUGCUAGCUUUUUUCUCAACCAGGUCCCAAGAACUUGUGAUCCUACUACUAUUUUUCCAGACCUCUCAUCAAGUGUGAUAACAAUGCCAAAAAGUUCAGUCACCUGUACUUCUGGGAUAACCCAGAGACAAAAACAACAUCAACGCAGUUGUAAUUCCAAGCUGUGUCAGGUUGAGGGAUGUGGAAAGGGAGCUAGAGGUGCUUCUGGACGCUGUAUUUCCCAUGGUGGUGGCCGAAGGUGUCAGAAAGCAGGUUGCCACAAGGGAGCUGAGGGCCGAACUGUAUACUGCAAGGCCCAUGGAGGUGGCCGACGAUGUGAAUUCCUUGGUUGUACAAAAAGUGCAGAAGGUCGCACAGAUUAUUGUAUUGCGCAUGGCGGUGGUAGAAGAUGUAGUCGUGAGGGUUGCACUCGAGCUGCAAGAGGGAAAUCAGGAUUGUGUAUUCGCCAUGGUGGUGGGAAGAGAUGUCAAAAAGAAAAUUGCACGAAGAGUGCUGAAGGCCUAUCCGGACUAUGCAUUUCACAUGGAGGUGGUCGUCGAUGCCAAACACCAGGAUGUACAAAAGGGGCACAAGGGAGUACGUUGUUCUGCAAAGCACAUGGUGGUGGAAAACGCUGUACAGCUCCUGGAUGCACCAAGGGUGCUGAAGGAAGUACACCUUUUUGUAAGGGCCAUGGAGGAGGGAAAAGGUGUGCCUUCCAAGGUGGUGGGGUUUGUACAAAAAGUGUUCAUGGAGGGACGAAUUUCUGUGUUGCACACGGAGGUGGAAAGAGGUGUGCUGUACCUGAGUGCACUAAGAGUGCAAGAGGAAGGACAGAUUUUUGUGUUCGUCAUGGUGGUGGAAAGAGAUGCAAAUAUGAAGGGUGUGGCAAAAGUGCCCAGGGAAGCACAGAUUUCUGCAAGGCACACGGUGGAGGGAAGAGAUGCUCUUGGGGUCAUCCUGGAUCAGAAUAUGGUGUCCAGCCUACUGGUCCUUGCAACUCAUUUGCAAGGGGUAAGACAGGUCUCUGUGCACUUCAUAGUAGCCUGGUGCAGGACAAGAGGGUUCAUGGUGGUAUUACAUUGGGACCCAUCAUCCAUGAGCCCAAGAUUAGCCAGCCUCAGAAGUUGAAAGAAGUCGCGGCUGAGGACAUGAAUGUUGAUAUUGUAAAGAUGGGAUCAAAUCUGGGGGCUUCAGCAAGCAAACCUACUUCUGAUUUGAAAGAUUUUGCAGUCCCAAAUGCCCAUAUCCCUGUUGGGGAAGCAGGCCUCUCAUCAGUACCUGUUUUUGUACCAGAAGGCAGGGUGCAUGGUGGCAGUUUGAUGGCAAUGCUGGCUGGUGGUUCUGGCACUGGCUCAAGGAGUCUGGGCAGUGAUCCAUCAGAGCCACAAAAAUCUUUCAUAGUGCCUAAGAGCUGGAUGUAAGAUUAUUUCCUCUUUCCCUUGUGUGUUUCGGCAAUUGGCGAAGUUUCAUGAAUGGUUGUGUCGUCUACAUUUAUUGGGUUUAGCUUGUUGGUGUUGUGAACUUGUUCUCCAUUCAUUUGUUCAAAUGGCAGAAAGUAUAAGGGCUUUGACCAUCCUUGUUUCAUAAUUUGGAUAAAUCAACUAGGACUUUAGUUAGCAUUGGGUCAGGUCUCUGUUGUUCUUCCUUGUAAAUAGCUACAUUUGUCCAUCAGGUGGUUGUGUAGUGUACACAGGUUAUUAGCCUGUAAGAUCAGUCUGUUUGUCAAACAUUCUGGCAUUAAUAAAUCCCUUUAGCGUAUUAUAUUUA